Clarias gariepinus (North African catfish) is the source of this 5131-nucleotide messenger RNA. RefSeq names its product glycoprotein M6Ab (gene gpm6ab). The coding region runs from base 340 to 1173 and encodes 277 amino acids. NCBI's taxonomy places the organism in Eukaryota, Metazoa, Chordata, Actinopteri, Siluriformes, Clariidae. Gene Ontology annotation, cellular component: axonal growth cone; plasma membrane; neuronal cell body. The record is from RefSeq and is a predicted model, not a curated record. Gene Ontology annotation, biological process: neuron projection development. The transcript has 7 exons.
CACAGAGAAGGAUCCCCAGCACACGCCCUCCUCCUUCUCCUUCUGCUUCUCUUCUUCCUCGUUUUUUCUCCUCCUCUAAGCGAUGGUCUGCUUCUGCUGCGUGAGGGGUUUGCACAUCUGAACGGUUUCAAGCUUACAAGCGUGUGCGUGUGUAAAUCAGAGGUGAAAGGACUUUCCCAGAGCAUCACUGGCCUCAAACACACUCUUUGGAGCGCACACGAACACACUGACACACACACACACACAUACACACACACACACACACACAGAGUAGAGACCGUUACCUCGAUACUCAGAGCAGAAACCGUGUCAAGUGCAGAGGGGCGAGUUUGGGCCGCGAUGGAGGAGAACAUGGAAGAAGGACAGACACAGAAAGGGUGCUCUGACUGCUGUAUGAAAUGCCUGAGCGGGAUUCCCUACGCCUCUCUCAUCGCCACCGUCCUGCUUUAUGCCGGUGUGGCACUCUUCUGCGGCUGUGGGCAUGAAGCUCUCUCUGGCACCGUCACCAUUUUGCAGAACUAUUUUGAAGUGGUCCAGUCAUCACCUGAGACCCUGGACGUGUUUACCAUGAUUGAUAUCUUGAAGUACGUGAUCAUCGGUGUGGCUGCAGCCUUCUUGGUCUACGGGAUCCUGCUGAUGGUGGAGGGCUUCUUCACCACCGGGGCAAUCCGUGAUCUCUAUGGAGAUUUUAAGAUCACGACGUGUGGCCGCUGCGUGAGCGCCUGGUUCAUCAUGUUGACCUAUAUCUUCAUGCUGGCCUGGCUGGGCGUGACGGCCUUCACCUCUCUCCCAGUCUUCAUGUACUUCAACAUCUGGAACACCUGCCAGAACAUGACACUGUAUGAUGGAGCCAACUUGUGCUUUGAUCUGCGCACAUUUGGAAUUGUACCCACUUCUGAGGAAAAGAGUAUCUGCACUAGCUCCAGCAAGUUUAAAGACAUGUGCGAUUCUGAGCUGGACCUGACGUUUCACUUGUUCGUGUGCGCUCUGGCGGGGGCAGGAGGGGCCUUCAUCGCCAUGGUGCACUACCUGAUGGUCCUGGCAGCCAACUGGGCCUACGUGAAGGACGCGUGCCGCAUGCAGAAGUAUGAAGACAUCAAGAGCAAGGAGGAGCAGGAACUACAUGAUAUUCACUCCACUCGCUCCAAAGAGCGCCUCAACGCCUACACAUAAACCACACAUAUACACACACAUACACACGCACAUAAACACGCACUUAAACACACAAUUUCAAGCAUGCCUUUUCCCUUCCUUAAACAACACAUAAACAUACACACAAACAAAGACACACACAUGCACACACACACACACCAAUGAAUUUGAUUGGUUAGAGGAUUAGUGCCAGAAUGGACAUUUUUUUUUUUUUUUGCUUCUAUAUGUUUUCAUUUUUCUUUUCUGCCUUGUCAGUUAGUUAGUUGGCUCUCAUCCAUCAGUGUUGCUAAAGAAAAAAAUAUGAGCAAAUCCACAUACGAUCUGUGAAACCAUCACAAAGCAUUCAAAUGAGUCGUUAUUCAAGUUAAAUGAAUCAGUUUCAGCUACAUGAAAACAAGCUCCACCCACUAUUAUCUUUUUAGCAUGUAAUUAACAUAUGGCACACCCUUAUUACUUAUACAUCUUUUGUAGAACUGUUAAAAUGGCUUAAUAAAUUGUGUCUACCUGGAUAAUAUACUAUGUUGAAUAUAAGUAGUAUUUCAGUUAAUUCCAUUAUGUAAACAAAAUACAAAAUUAAAUAACAAUCUAAAUUAGGGACACAUUUAUUAUUAUUUGUUAUAUUCAAUGAAUAAUAUAAUAAAAAUAACCUAAAUUCACAUUCUGUAGUUGAGGAUUAUAAUCAGUUCAAAAAUUGGGUAAAACAUUAAUAUAUAUUUUUUAAAAUAAAAUCAAAAUAUAUAAAAACGAGAGGAAUCAUCAAAUCUUACUUUUAUAUUUAUGUCCAAAUGUUAAAAUGUUUAUGCUAAGAUUUUUACACUGCUUCUUGAGAUCUAAAUUUGGAGUUUAAUAAUUGCAAAUAUUUUAAAAAUGAAUUAUUUGCACAAGUUUUUCAUCCGCUUUGCUUAUAAGCAACUUUGAUGAAUAAGAGCCAUUUGUUUCUUUAAAGACACAAAUAUCGCAAGUUAACAACAUGGCAAACUUCUUCUACUUUUUAGCUUGAAAAGUAUUUUUUGAGCUGUUAAUUAGUCUGAUUUUUUUUUUUUGUUCAGAAAUAGGAUUAUGAUAUGUCAUGUGGGAUAAGAAUGGAAAAAAUAGCCACAGUGCUAGCUACACUGGUAUUUAUACUUCUCUGGGUAUAAAUAAUACCUGGUUAACAUUUUUAACCUCUGUGGAAAAAAAACUUAAAAUAUAAAAAAGACAUAAAAAAGCUAGCUGGCUAAGAUGCUAACAUCUAGCUAUUUAUUGUCAUGUUAGCACUGUUAUUUGUUUUUUUUUAACACAAUAAACUGCCUUGUAUGCCUCAGAAAAGGUUUUAAAUGUAAAACAUGAAUAAAACACUUAAGCGCUAAACACUGGAUACUGUUUAGGUUUUUUAGAGAACUAGCAUAGCUAGCACUACGGCUGGUUUAGCAGUACAUCUCCUGAACAUCACAAUCCUUUUAGUCUGAACACAAACAACAACAAACGAAUAUCUGUUUUAAUUAAAUGUUUUUUAUGAUACUUAACCUUAUUUAAAUGUUAAUUUAGGCACAUUGGCAUACUUCAUAGAGUUUAAACUGGGCUUUGUUUUGUUGUUUUUAUGUAACAUCCAAAGCUAAAAUGUGACAAAACCUGUGAGAUUUCACAGAUUCCUUUUCCAGCAAAAUCUCAACCAUUUUUUAAAUCUUUUGAAUUAUUUUUUAUUUUACAAAAAACUAUUUGUUAAGUCUCACAUACAUACAAUAAUAAGAUGUAGAAGCUGUGACGCUGGUGCUUUAUCUCAAAACAUUUUUAAAAGCUCUAAUGUGUGUAUUUUCUCUAAAAAUGGAAAGAUUCUGAACAAAAAAAGUGCAAAAAAUACUUUUUGUUAAGAUAGUCAACUUUUCAAUUGGCGAAUUAGACAGAUUAUUUUCCAGCACAUUCUCAGAAGAUUUCAGGACCUUAAAAUAACUUUUUAUUGCUCAAGUGUAGCUUUUUAUCGUACGUAUCAAAGUAUAUUAUGAUGUUUUGUGACACUGGUGCUUUGUCUCAGGCUGUUCGUUAAGCUGUAAAGUGCAAAACCACAAAGAUGUCCAGAGAGGCUAUUUAUUAUUAUUAUUAUUAUUAUUAUUAUUAUUAUUAUUAUUAUUAUUGGGAGAGUUUUCCCUCUCUCGGGGUCACCACAUUGGAUCAUUUGAUCCACAAGUUAUUAGCACAAGUUUUUUUUUUAUCAAAUAUUAUUUUAUUAUUGUUUUAUUUUUUAUAACAUUUAGCUUUAUAAUUGGAAUGGUUGGAGCUAGCUUAAAAUGAUAAAGCUAAAAUACUAAUUAAAACAUUUGAAAUGAAAAUUAGGUGACCCAAAAAUCAUAAGCAAAUAUAUAACAACAAUAACAACAACAAUAAUAAUAAUAAUAAUAAUAAUAAUAUUAAUAAUAAUUAAAGGAUUAGUCUCUCUGAGUCAUAGAAUUGUGAAAGUCAAAUAAAAAGUAAAAGAGAUUGUCUUGCUGAUCGAGCACCUGUUUUAGAUUUGCCUUGGAGAGAUUUCGUACAUUUUUCUCUCAUCCAUCACAAGCCAUAAUCUCACUAACAUACAAACAUUUUUUUUCUGCUUAUUUUAUUUGCUUGUUUUUUAGCUUUAACUUUUUUAAAUGCUUCAAUGCGAGAUUAAAAAGAAGUCGAGCAUCACUCCUCUGCACUGUAUAUACACACAUAUCUAUAUCUAUAUAUAAAUGUAUACAUAUAUUUUCUGGUCGUUUCCGGGCAUGUGAAAAAGAGUUUCAAAAACUUAAUUGAUGUUUGGGGAUAAACCCAAUGAUCACUGUCCAUGUUUGGGACUAAAAUAAUAAUAAUAAUAUGUAAGAAAUAAAUACUUAUAUAAUAAUAAUUACAGUUUUGUGGUCUUUGGAUUAUAACAUGUGGUGGUUUAUUUAAAACAUUGAAUUUGAAUAUCGCUGCCAGCAUGCUGAAACAAAAUUAACAAAAAAGAGGAAAGUAUCCUAAAAAUAAUAAUGGGCACAACAGUUUUAUUAUUAUUAUUAUUAUUAUUAUUAUUAUUAUUAUUAUUAUUUUAAUGUUUUUAAAUUUUUUUUUUUUUUUACUGCAGAGUUGAAUUUGUUUUAUUAAAUAAUAAAAUGUAAUUUUAUUACAAAAUAAAGAAUGGUUACAACAAGGUAGAAACAAUAUGUUUUCUUUUCUUUGCUUAUAAAAGAUUGUUUUUGUGCCCUGUUAUUUUUGGGACAUCUCAUUUAUAUUUGAUACAUUCAAUUUUAUUUGAUUAUUUAAUAUUUAAUAAUCUGGACCAAACUCUUUGACUGGAUUUAGCCAACUGUAACUGCCCUGAGAGUUUCCUGACUCGGGUUCUGACACCAUCGUAUUUUUAACUUUUCGCCAUUGUGAGUUUUUUUUAAUUUUUUAUUCUUCCUACUGUAAAUGCAUUUGGGUUCUCAUUGCCGAGUCGCUGUACUGUUAAAUCUCCAGCAUCGAUUUUUACACCAGACUGGGCAAAAAUAAAUAAUAAAUAAAUCAUUGUAUUAGCUAAAGACAGUGAAUCUAGUCGUUGUUUGUGGCAUGAUUAUAAAAUAGUUUUUAACUGAUUACAAAAAAAAAAAUUUCAUUUUUACACUGACUGUCUUGCUGAUUUCUUCUUCUUCUCCUUCUUCUUCUUUAGUGUGCAGUAUUUGAGUAGCUAAUGGAACAGUAUUAAAGGAUAAAUAUCUUACUCGAUUGUAGUGUUUGACUUUCGUCCUAGCUUGAAUCAGAAGAUGAUCACUGAUGUUGCAUAUACAGUAUUCAGCAAUCUCUCUCUCUCUCUCUCUCUCUCUCUCAUGUCAGUCUUUUGUACUUUCACUAAGAAUGCUUUGUAGCUGGCUGUACAAUUAAUCAGUUUUUGUACAUAAAUGUGCCAAGAGCUUGACAGUGGCUUUUUUUUUUUUUUUUUUUUCAUUAUUUUCCUUUUUUUUCCAUCUUUGAAUUGUAGAAUUAAACUUGCUUGCAAAAAUAAAGACACUUGUGUACUUGUUAA